GGACAUAGCAGAAUCAUUAAAAAAAAAAAAAACAAAUACAAAUGUGCGGUAAAAUCCCUCAUUUCUUCUUAUCGACCGUUGUAAUAUUUGGACUUCAUUCUCACAAAAUCACGGCGUCAUGAGCACGUUCUCCGUUAAGCGAGCCUCCGCAUCACCUUCACGUUUUGUCGCAACGGCUGAAAGUUGUCAGAAUUGAGCACCUCCAACAACCCAGGAAAAAUUUCUUGUGCAUUUCUGACACAAAUAAAGACGACCGUGAUAGUACACAGGAAACAGUUACAUCUUUCCACUUUGUGGGCAAAGAGUAUGACAAUGUAAUUCCACUCUUAUUACAUUGAAACUACAGAACCUUUCGUCAUUUUGCUUCUUAAUAUGCAAUGAACAUGCAUUUAUUAUUACAUACAAAUUCUGAAAUGUAUGUGGGUUUCUAUAUAUUUUUUUUCUAGGAAGACGUGCAGCUGCACAAUUGCGUUCCUGGAGUGACUUUAAACUUUUUUUUGUUUUGUUUUUUUAAUCUGGCUUCAUUCCCUUUUUCAUUUCCGCUCUAUAUUUCCCAUCUUAAAGUGUUCUCGUCAUCGUUUCAGUGUGACGUUCAAAGUCAAACAAUGUCAUUUUCCAUGAUAAAGAAUGAGGAUCCUUCUGGCACUAACCCGCGAGGCGGAGGGGGAGCGCUCGUGUGCGCGUUGUACGGUGACGCAUGAUGCGGAGGUUUCGCUCCCUCUGACGUCAGAGACGUACGUGAAAUUGAUUGGUCGGCGCCGAGGGAAGGAGGGCGGAGGAAAAAGGGGAGGAAGAGAUGGAGAAGCGGAGGAAAAACAAAAACAACAACAAAAAAAAAAGGAAAACAAAUCAAAGAUUCAAACUCGCAAAGUGGCCACAAGCUAAAAGGAGGGCGGAAGACUGACGAGCGGCUGGGGCUGAGCAAAAUCAAAUAAAAGAAAAGAGACGACCCAACGAAGGGGGAACAAAAAAAAAAAAAAAUAAGAGUAUUGGCGGAGGAAGACGACAAAAAGAAGGAGGUUGUGGGGCUCGGGAGGAUAUUUUUAGACGCGGCUGCGAGAGUCGACCGGCGCGGCGACCCGGCUGAAGCCCACCGGGACUCCGAUGCCCACGGCGGACCGCCGGCUCCUCCGCCAUGGCCGGAUCAUGAGGUGCCUGAGCUGCCUGCUGCUGCUGCCCGACACCAUCCGAAAGGCCAAGAAGCUCGGCGCGCUGCCGGCGGGGCUCCCGCUGCCGUCUCACGACAAGCACAGGAAGAUGGCCGCGGAGCUGUGCGCCGCCAACAACGGCAACCUGCCGAGCGCCACCGCCGCUACUGCCGCUGCGGCGGCGGCGGCUGCGGACGCAGAUAAGGCGGCGACCAAGGAGGCGACGUCGGCGGUGGCGGCGGCGACCGUCAACCGGGCCACUGCCGCCGACAACGACGGAAAAGGAGGCUGCGACGCGGCGGCCACCAGCCCGAGCGGAGGCCACCAGCCAACAUUCAGCAGCAGCAGCAGCAGCAGCGGCGACGACGACGCCGCCGCCGCCGCCGCCGCCGCCGCCGCCGAGCCCCGCGGCUGGCAGGGCAGCCACCCGACGCUCAGGGAGAGGAACGCCUUGAUGUUCAACAACGAGCUGAUGGCCGACGUCCACUUCAUCGUGGGCCCCCCGGGGGGCUCGCAGAAGGUCCCGGCUCACAAGUACGUGUUGGCCGUGGGCAGCUCGGUGUUCUGCGCGAUGUUCUACGGGGACCUGGCCGAGGAGGAGGCGGACGUUCGCAUCCCGGACGUGGAACCCGCCGCCUUCCUCAUCCUGCUCAAGUACAUGUACAGCGACGAGAUCGACCUGGAGGCGGACACGGUGCUGGCCACCCUGUACGCCGCCAAGAAGUACAUCGUCCCGGCGCUGGCCCGGGCCUGCGUCAACUUCCUGGAGACCAGCCUGGAGGCCAAGAACGCUUGCGUGCUGCUUUCUCAGAGCCGACUGUUCGAGGAACCCGAGCUGACGCAGCGCUGCUGGGAGGUCAUCGACGCUCAGGCCGAGCUCGCCCUGCGGUCCGAAGGUUUUUGCGAAAUCGACGCGCGGACGCUGGAGAUCAUCCUGCGCCGCGAGACGCUAAACGCCAAGGAGGCGGCGGUGUUCGAGGCCGUCACGAGCUGGGCAGCCGCCGAGUGCCGGCGGCGGGGACUGGGGCCCGCCGCCCGCAACCGCCGGCAAGUCCUGGGCAAGGCGCUCUUCCUGGUGCGCAUCCCCGCCAUGACCCUGGAGGAGUUCGCCGACGGGGCGGCGCAGUCCGACAUCCUGACGCUGGAGGAGACCCGCGACAUGUUCCUGUGGUACACCGCCGCCAACAAGCCCCGCCUGGACUUCCCGACGGGCGCCAGGAUGGGCUUGGUGCCGCAGAGGUGCCACAGAUUCCAGUCUUCGGCCUACCGGAGCAACCAGUGGCGUUACAGGGGGCGCUGCGACAGCAUCCAGUUCGCCGUGGACAAGCGGAUCUUCGUGGCCGGACUGAGUUUGUACGGAUCGAGCGGCGGCAAGGCCGAGUACGGCGUCCGCAUAGAACUCAAGAGGCAGGGCGCCGUGCUGGCCCAGCGCCUCACCAAGUUCGUCUCGGACGGCUCCAGCGGCACCUUCCCGGUCUGGUUCGAGCACCCGGUUCAGAUCGAGCCGGACGCCUUCUACACGGCCAGCGCGGUUCUGGACGGCAACGAGCUCAGCUACUUCGGCCAGGAGGGCGUGACGGAGGUGCAGUGCGGGAAGGUCACCUUCCAGUUUCAGUGCUCCUCGGACAGCACCAACGGCACCGGCGUGCAGGGGGGGCAGAUCCCAGAGCUGGUCUUCUACGCCUGAACGCCACCCCGAGGAGGGCGGGACUUCCUGUCGUGUAGCAAUGCAAACCGGGAACUGAGACCCUUCUGGAACACCACUAAUUUAAUUUAAGCUCAUUUCUUAUUUAAACGCCGCAGUCGCUGACGCCGUCAAUGGACGACUUUCUCGGGGCAGCUCACGGUGAUCCGCAAAUGUUGAGGCGAGGCGAGCAAGAAGAGGCCAGAGGCAACCGGACAAGAACACGUCAGUUGCCUUGAUUCAACUUUUGCGGAUUACCGUGACCAAGACGACGACGAGUACGCUUCUUCCGCUAGAGUUGAACGGAGGCGCUGGCUGGACUUGCUCGUAUGACCGAGACCAGUUCCCCGCCCCAAAAAAAAACAUAAAA
Molecule: messenger RNA, 3202 nt
Organism: Syngnathoides biaculeatus (alligator pipefish)
Lineage: Eukaryota; Metazoa; Chordata; Actinopteri; Syngnathiformes; Syngnathidae
Product: BTB/POZ domain-containing protein 6-B-like
Exons: 4
Coding region: 1105-2835 (576 amino acids)
Biological process (GO): neurogenesis
Cellular component (GO): cytosol
Molecular function (GO): protein binding
Source: RefSeq, a predicted model, not a curated record